Messenger RNA from Spodoptera littoralis (African cotton leafworm), 2097 nucleotides. NCBI's taxonomy places the organism in Eukaryota, Metazoa, Arthropoda, Insecta, Lepidoptera, Noctuidae. The record is from the annotation of a GenBank genome assembly.
AUGAAAGUGGACAAAGAAUCGUGCCUUCCGGGCCCUGUGGACACUAAGCCGAUGUUAUCCGACAGGAAAGGGAGUCUUAAGGUGACCAUCACCCCGGCACAACACAGGACCCUCACACACUUGCCCAAGAGACCGCCAGUGGAUUUGGCGUUCACCGAUCUGACGUACAAAGUGCAGGAGGGAAGAAAAAGCAAUGUGAAGACAAUUCUCAAGUCGGUCUCUGGCCGACUCCGGUCAGGGGAGCUGACGGCCAUUAUGGGACCUUCAGGCGCUGGCAAAUCCACACUCCUUAAUAUCCUCACAGGAUACAAGACAUCGGGUAUGGAAGGCAGUAUCACAGUGAAUGGUAUGGAGCGCAACCUCUCAAGUUUCCGUAAGCUGUCCUGCUACAUCAUGCAGGACAACCAGCUCCAUGGUAACCUGACUGUGGAGGAGGCCAUGGCUGUAGCCACUGCUCUUAAGCUGCCCAGUGCCACUACCAGCGCUGAUAAGGAGGAAGUGAUCCACGAAAUCUUGGAAACCCUUGGUCUAUCAGAACACCACAAGACGAUGACCUCGAAUCUCUCUGGAGGUCAGAAAAAACGACUUUCGAUCGCCUUGGAGCUGGUGAACAACCCUCCUAUUAUGUUCUUUGACGAGCCCACUUCUGGUCUGGACAGUUCUUCUUGCUUCCAAUGUAUAUCUCUGCUGAAGACCCUGGCUAGGGGUGGCAGGACUAUUAUCUGCACUAUCCAUCAACCUUCUGCGAGGCUGUUCGAGAUGUUCGAUCAUUUGUAUACGUUGGCUGAUGGACAGUGUGUGUACCAGGGAAGCACUGGACGACUUGUUGAAUGGCUCGGCAGUUUGAGCCUGCAGUGUCCGUCGUACCACAACCCGGCUUCGUUCAUCAUUGAAGUGUCCUGCGGCGAGUACGGAGACAACACUGGCAAGCUGGUGCGAGCUAUUGACAACGGAAAGAAUGAUAUUAGAAAUGGCGUGCCGUUCCCUGAGAGCAAAGUGCCAGACUACAACAAUAAGAAGGCAAUGGAAGAGUCACUGAACACGGAAUGGAACAAGAAUGACCUGUCUCAAGUCCAGGAGAAGUUCAGAGAUGGCAACAACGCUACCAAUGGAAACGGCAACUUACAGAAUGGAAUCUUGCAGUAUGCUGCUAGCGAAAUUGCUAAAGGUGAACCGCUGGUAGUCCAAAUGGAUUCGGAGAAGCAGGAUAAUGUGGAAGUGGCACUGUUGGGUGGCGAGGGCUCGCCCAGACGGUAUGCGACGUCAGAACUCACCCAGUUCUGGGUGGUACUUAAACGAACGCUGCUGUUCAGCAGACGAGAUUGGACUCUGAUGUACCUCCGUUUGUUCGCGCAUAUCCUGGUCGGCUUCUUGAUUGGUGCACUGUACUAUGACAUCGGUGACGACGGCUCCAAAGUACUCUCAAAUCUUGGUUUCCUGUUCUUCAAUAUGCUGUUCCUCAUGUAUACUUCUAUGACCAUCACUAUUCUUAGUUUUCCCCUUGAGAUGCCUGUGCUGGUGAAAGAACACUUCAAUCGAUGGUACUCGCUACGGUCUUACUAUCUCGCUAUCACUGUAUCGGAUAUACCGUUCCAGGCAAUAUUCUGUGUGAUCUACGUGGUGAUAGUAUACUUGCUGACGUCACAGCCACCGGUUUGGUUCCGAUUCGCGAUGUUCCUGUCAUCCUGUCUGCUCAUCUCAUUCGUGGCGCAGAGUGUAGGACUUGUAGUCGGGGCUGCUAUGAAUGUUCAGAACGGCGUGUUCCUGGCUCCAGUAAUGUCAGUACCGUUCCUACUGUUCAGUGGAUUCUUUGUGUCAUUCAACGCUAUCCCGGUGUACCUGCGGUGGAUCACGUACCUGUCUUACAUCAGAUACGGGUUCGAGGGCACUGCUCUCGCCACGUACUCCUUCGAUAGACCCAAGCUUAAAUGCCAUCAGACUUACUGUCACUUCAAGAACCCUGAAACCACUUUGGAAGAGCUGGACAUGUUGAACGCAGACUUCACGCUGGACAUCGCAGCUCUCUGUCUCAUAUUCCUCGUCCUACGUAUAUCUGCGUUCCUCUUCCUCCGCUGGAAACUCAAAUCUACCAGAUAA